AUUUUGUGUGCGAAACAAAGCUUAACCAAGGAGGAAGAGUUAAGAGGAAUCGCCAGUUAAAUUAUAUCCCACAAUGCCACCCAAAGAAGAUCCCGAGGUGACUGCACUGAAGAAGGAACUCAACGACCUGGUCACUAAAAUGAAGGACGAACAGAAGAAAGCAGCCGAUUGCACCCUGCAGGACAAAUGCGCGGAUAUGGGUGACGUUCCGAAGGUGCGAAUCACGACGAAAAAGUUCCUCAAGGGUCACAUCAACAAGGUCAACUCGGUGCACUUCGCCGGUGAUUCGAGACACUGUGUGACGGGUUCGCUGGACGGAAAGCUGAUCAUCUGGGACACCUGGACCGGAAACAAAGUGCAAGUUAUUCCCCUGCGAUCCGCGUGGGUGAUGAGUGUGGCCUAUGCGGAUUCGGGAAAUUUCGUCGCUUGUGGCGGUAUGGAUAACAUGUGCACCGUGUACGAUUUGAACAAUCGAGAUGCCCAGGGAAAUGCGAAAAUCGUCCGCGAGCUGAUGGGCUACGAGGGUUUUCUGAGUUCUUGCCGUUUUCUGGACGAUACGCACAUCUUAACCGGUUCGGGUGACAUGAAAAUCUGCAUCUGGGAUCUUGAAGUGGGAAAGAAAACAUCCGAAUUCGACGCCCACGCUGGCGAUGUGGUGUCGAUCUCGCUGAGCGCCGACAAAAACACGUACGUAACCGGCUCGGUUGAUCGUACGUGCAAGCUGUGGGACGUGCGAGAAUCUACACCGAAGCAGACGUUUUUCGGCCACGAAGCGGAUGUGAACAGUGUUUGUUAUCAUCCCAGUGGAUUUGGAUUUGCAACCGGAUCGGAGGACAAAACGGCGAGACUUUUUGAUUUCCGAUCGGAUCAACAAAUUGGACACUACGAACCACCGAACAAAAGCAGUGGAUUUACUUCGUGCGCAUUAUCACUAAGCGGAAGGUACAUCCUGUGUGGAUCCGAUGAUAACAACAUUCACAUUUGGGAUACAAUGAAGGCUCAACAUAAUGGCAUAUUAGCUGGUCAUGAGAACCGCAUCACAUCUAUCUGCAUGGCACCAAACGGAAUGGCACUGGCAUCCUGCAGCUGGGAUCAGCAUGUACGUGUUUGGGUCUAAUCAAAUACAAACACCCACAAGCGAAGCAAACCUUUCAAACAGCAUAACACAGCCCAUGUGGUUGGUUUGUUAUAUUUUGUAACGAUCAUUGAGUAAUUUUUCACAAUAUAAUACUAAUAGCUACUUUAAGAUUGAGCUUGAAUCUUUCUGCGAGUUGAAGCAAUAAAAUCCAUCGU
This is a messenger RNA of Sabethes cyaneus, 1293 nucleotides long. RefSeq names its product guanine nucleotide-binding protein subunit beta-2 (gene Gbeta76C). Bases 74 to 1117 code for a protein of 347 amino acids. The record is from RefSeq and is a predicted model, not a curated record. NCBI's taxonomy places the organism in Eukaryota, Metazoa, Arthropoda, Insecta, Diptera, Culicidae. The transcript is spliced from 6 exons. Gene Ontology annotation, cellular component: heterotrimeric G-protein complex; cytoplasm. Gene Ontology annotation, molecular function: signaling receptor complex adaptor activity; protein binding. Gene Ontology annotation, biological process: G protein-coupled receptor signaling pathway.